ACUCGUACAACUUUGAACUACCCAGCAUCCUGAGUCCGCGUACCUUUUGCAUAAUCGGACAUGGCCGCGCAAGUCGACACCCAGACCCAGACCCGUGGUACGGCCCAGCGCGGUCGGCGGAUGAAUCGUGGUCGUGGCGGAAACAGAGGAGGGCGCGGAGGGAAGAUUGCGAAAGGACAGGCGGAGGGCCCUGCAAGUCCUGAGGCGAAGGAGCCUGAGGUCGUGCAGGAGGAAGGAAAGGAAGAGGCUAAGGCCAACGACCAAGCUGAGAAUGCUAGCGGCGAUGUCGACGACGCGGUCUGCUGGAUUUGCGCGGAGCCGGUCAAGUACUAUGCUCUGUCCGAGUGUGGACACCGGACCUGCCAUGUCUGCGCACUUCGUUUGCGUGCGUUGUACAAGAAGACAGAGUGUACCUUCUGCAAGGAGCCACAAAACACCAUGGUCUUCACCAUGUCCCCGGAUGCACCAUGGUCGUCCUACGACCUCUCUGAUAUGCCAUACAAGGAUGCGAAGCUCAACAUCUCAUUUGAGGCGCAAGAGAUGAUGGAGGACAGCCUGGUCCUCUUGCGCUUCAACUGCCCUGACCCACAAUGCGACUACAUCGGCAAUGGGUGGAGCGAUCUGAAGCUUCAUACGCGGGGGACGCAUGGAAAGGUUAUGUGCGAUCUGUGCAUACGCUUCAAGAAGAUUUUCGCGCAUGAGCACGUACUGUACAACCCCGGCCAGCUCCCUAUCCAUCUGCCUUCGUUGCAGAGAGGAAAUCGUCAAAGCGGAAAAAAGGACAAGAUCGAAGGCGGGGUGCAUCCCCUUUGCGAAUUCUGUCGCGAAUGCUUGUUCAGCGAGGACGAAAUGUUCAAACACAUGCGUGAAAAGCACGAAGAAUGCUUCAUUUGUAAGCGCAACGAAGUUAGAGACCAAUACUUUAGAAACUGGGAAGCACUGGAACAACACUUCCAGCAAGCCCACUACCCAUGCACCUACGCUUCCUGUCAAGCACAGAAGUUCGUCGUUUUCGGCUCUGCGCUCGACCUCAAGGCACACAUGGUCGAAGUGCAUGGCUCCGACAUGUCUUCUCGGGAUAUGAAGGACGCACGACGCAUACAGGCCGAUUUUGAGUUCGAGGAAGUCAGCGCGGGUGGAAGACGAGGAAGACACGAUCGCGGCGACAGAGAGCGUGAACGAGAGCCACCACCACAUGUGGGCUCCUCGAGAGCCAACACAGCUGGCGCAAGGCGCAGAGAAGCAUUCGGAGGUAACCUUACCACUGAAAGCGGACCUGGUGUUCCCAAUGACGGCGUGAACCACUCAGUAAGCCGUCGACAGAGCCCUUCACCAGACAUGGACCCUGCGCUCGCGGAGCGUUACUCAGCACUCUUUGCUCGUGUCAGCUCAGUCGCGCCCAAUCCCAAUGGUGCUAUCCCCGCUGUCAAGGCUGCCAUCCGAUCGUACCGCGCUAACGAGUCGGCUGCCCGGGACCUCAUCUCCACAAUUUGGAAUAUCUCUGACAACAACCUCGAGGGCACUGCGGGUGUGAUCAAUGCCCUUGUGGAGUUCAUUGAAGAGGAAGACAAGAAGAAGGAUCUCUUGCAAGCGUGGAACGGGUUCAAAAUCGAACAACGCAAUCAGUUCCCUGAGCUGGUCCCCUCCGAAUCAGGGUCGCAAUGGGCCGGCAUCACAAGUGGACGACUGCUCAACGCGAAGCAGUCGACAGCCUCUCGAUCUCGUGCUCAGUCUUCUGUACAAGUCCUCGAUCGGGUGGCGCGCGCUGCAGCAUCGUCCUCUACGAGGCUUGUUCCUGGGUCGGGAAGGCCAGCUGCAUCAGCACCAGCGUCCGCGGCGCCUGCCUUCCCACCUCUUGGCUUCCCACCUCUCGCUCCCGGGGCCAGUGCAGUGAGUGCACUAGCUCCGAAAGGACAGGGUCAGCGUAACACACCCUGGGCUGGCUCGUCUGCUGCAGCGGCUGCGGCUUCGUCCAGCGGGGCCUCGGUCAUUCGUGGCCCGACGUCUGUCCCUGGGCCCGCCGCACGCUCAGGCAAGGCCCCGCCGCCACCCAACCUCUCGAAGGCGGCAUUCCCCGAGCUCCCGUCGGCUUCGGCGGCGCGCGUGCCCAAGGCCGCAGUAGGCGGCAACAAAUCGUUGCAGAAUAUUCUGGGUACUUCGACGCCGUCAACACCUGUCUGGGAGAAGGCUCCUGUGAACUCAAGUGGUACAGGCCCGUCUCCUGAGACGGCUGCGUCUGAGUCUGCGCAAGAGAACGGUAAUACUGGGAAAGGGAAGAAGGGUAAGGGGAAGCAGAAGCAGACUUUGUUCACUUUGGGCUCGUUCCCGACUUAAGUGUGGACUGCACGUGUAUGACAAGAGGAAUAACCUUGUAUUCCGUAAAGAUCUGGUAUAGACACGCCUGUAUCGUCGCUCGCCAUCCCGUAUGGCCGCCGUAAUAGAGAUAUGUACCGGCGGUCAUGUUCCAUACGAGAGAGUUAGCAGUAUGUCGCCAAAGCGCACACGUGACACUCGCACAAUCGUGCUUUGUUUUAGACUCGUCGUCAUCCUACAGCCGAGCGAGGCGGUCUUGUAGACUAAACCGUGUAGAUGGUAAGGGCAGGAGUACCGCUGCCAACAGUGGAAGCCUUAGAGCUGAUACAGAACUCAGUUGUUAGCGACGCACCUGUGUAUUCCUCAACCCCAUCACUGAGUCUUCAUGAAGUUCUGCUCUCUUAUACGCAGUCUAUUCUCUUUCCGCAUGCGACACUUCUCGGCCUUGCCUCCGGGCCCAUCAUCGGGCAGCUGCGUCGGCUCGAGUAGCGUCCACAACCAGUCCGGAUACGCGUCGUCAGGCAACGCGGUGACCGGCAUCUGACCUUUCUUCCAGUUCAAACCGGCGAGGGUGGUGCCUUCGGCGCAACACGACUUCGCCGGGGCUGAGGCAGGAUGCGUUC
Molecule: messenger RNA, 2936 nt
Organism: Phanerochaete carnosa HHB-10118-sp
Lineage: Eukaryota; Fungi; Basidiomycota; Agaricomycetes; Polyporales; Phanerochaetaceae
Exons: 7
Coding region: 61-2334 (757 amino acids)
Biological process (GO): rescue of stalled cytosolic ribosome; protein ubiquitination
Molecular function (GO): ubiquitin protein ligase activity; ribosome binding
Source: RefSeq, a predicted model, not a curated record